AUGCCUAAGGAAGAAGCAAAGAGAUAUGGCUUUGAACAGGAGCGGUUAAGAGCAAAGGCUGUUCAAGAAUUCAAGGAAUACAACCAACGCCGAGUGUUAUUGUUAGAAACAAGCAAAUUUUUUCGCAAGAUUGAAAAAAUUGCUUUCGAUCAUCAGGGGCAUUUGAAUAGCAGGAAAGAAUGGACUGAUUUCUUGUCUUGCCGAAGAACACCGAAUCCAAACAGUGCUGCAGAGCUACAAGAGACUCUUUAUCGAUGGGUUUUUCUUCAGGAAGAGGCCUGUUCGAAAAGUUUAAUCGGUUGGACACUUUCAGACGAUAUUUCAAUCCCUACUUCACCAAGUAACGAUUCACAAAGUAGCUCUGAAGGAAACAGAAAUGGAGUCGCAAAGAAUAUACGCGAAAUUUAUAUAAAGCCAGUCCGGGAGGCCUUGGCCGUCCUGGAGGCAAUAGCAAACGUUUCGAUAGAAAAGCAACAUGAGGAGGUUUUGUUAGUUCGGGAUGAAAUCCGGAAGUUCAUUACCGAUUCACUGGACAGAAUGACCCUUCGAAUUGGUAGCAGUAUCGUACGGACUAUGGAACCCUCCAACCCCUUGAUGAGCGAGUUUAGCUUCGAUGAACCCGAUGUCCUAGCGAUGUUUCUUUGGAGUUUCCGUUCCGUUCCCCUACCACCUGAAUAUAAUUUUCUCAUGAAAGUUAUCGACAUGGAGCCCCUCGGACUCACCAUUCACCGCCCCCAGUCACUAGAUCUAAAAGAUUUCUUAAUCCGAGGCCUUUGGUUGGAGUUCGAUCACUUCAGUAAUCAGGACCCAACGCGAGAUAUUGCCCAGCCGGAUUCCACCUCGUUGCUGGUUUUGGUGCAGGAAACGGAGUGGAACGAAAGGCAGGAAAUCCGAAGGAAGCGCCUAGCAGCUUUGCGCAAGCAUCGAGAAGAAUACGAAGCGGAAGAGCGUCUCAAACAUGCUGAAGCGGACACGCUGUCCUCUAAGACGCCAAAAGCGGCUUCCGUUAAGGUCAAAGAAGCUAAGCCUAAAGCGGAUGCAACAAAAGGCAGGAAAAAAGUCAAACAAGUGCCCGAAGUGAUGCCGGAGCCCCCGGUGAUUACGGAUGAAACCGAGGUGGACAUAGAUGCCGAGUACGAACGCGAAGAAACCGACCGAUUCUGGGCCUCGCUGUCCAAUGUGGCUCCGGGCUCGCUACCUUUGGAGGAAGGAUACAUGAAUCUACGGGAGUACUGCAUUAUUGGUGGGAUUUACAAGCUGACCCGCUUCGACACGUUGCCUCAACCCAUUGAGAUAAGCCGCGGUUUCAUCUACUCCAAUGUUCCAGUUAGUUUGGAGCUAUCGGAAAAAGCCUUCCACGCCGUCGACGAAGAGGAAUUGAUCAAAAUAGAGCUACAACUCCCGACGCAUUGCUUUUGGUGGGAGCAACCGACAAUUUGCCGCUGGGAAACAUGGGAAGAAAGUGAAAACUUUGCGCGACUCCAUCCGAAAGUUCAACAGUUUCAGCUUCGGUACACCGACAUCGAGGCGCACAAAGCGACUCUGCUAUUUUCCGCACGGGAGAAUGAUUCAUCCCAGCUUAGCGUUCCAACAACCAUUCCGGACUUUGACCUUGCGGACAUUCCGGCCGAAGUACGGCUACACUACCUCAUCCGCGAGCAUAUUCUUCCACGCCUGCCAGACGGUUAUCGAUUCCGAGCCGAGCUGAAGCGACUGUAUACCGUCCUAAAGAAAAGAGCUGAGCGCCGAAUGUGCCGUGACCGCGAACAGGUAGCACGAAACAAGAUGAUGCUAAUGUACAAUCGAAUCAUCGAAGCGAGCAAUCACGAUGGUGGUCUUGGUGAAAUGCGCCACCCCGACCAGUCGGACAUAGACGCAGACGAAGGUGAUGGACGAAGUGAAGCGAACCAUUCCAACAACUUUGAGGAGUUCCUAGAAAUUGAUGAAAAAUUGCAACAGCUUUCAUUAGCCCGUCCGAAUGUUGCACGUUACUUGUAUCCCCCAAAACCGUUACAUCGUCCCUUGCACUUCGCUCCGGACUCGGAUUGUUCCGACACAAGUUUCGAUGAGCUGGGAGCAGGUAUGGACCGGCUAGUAUUGACGUUGGAGUCUCAAGACACGAUGCUCGACGACGAAGCCGAAGAGUGGGUGUGCAAAAUGUUUUCCAUCUUCUUAAGACUACUUGAGUACCUGCGGGAUCUGCUGAAACCAAGCUUUCCUCCAGUGCCUCCACCUUCACCUCCGAUAGACAAGUGCCCCGAACCGCGCAGAAUUGCCGUAAGAGGAAUCAAACGCCGGUUCAUUGACAUCCGGACAACGAAAAAGUAUCCCCUGGGUCUUGGAUCAAGGGACAGGUCACUUUCACGAGUCAGUGAAUCGUCGGUGGCCUCGGGCGAGAAAAAGAAGCGCAAACGGAAGAGUACUCCGGUGCGUGGUAAAAUCACUUCGCAUCCGGAAACCCAAGAACAGGCAUCGGAGAAAACUGAAGGCCCACCGGAAGUGUUGUCGUUGAUUGAACAUGCGCCGGGACGAUGGUCGACCAAACCGAUUCGACGUCAACUGUACGAUGCAAACAAACGGAUGCUGACGUUUUGGACCGAUCGCCUGGGAAUUUUCGGAUUAGCCGCUAGAAAGUACUUCCAUUUACCGUUCCUGCACUGGGAGAUGCGUCGCCACGGACGAGUUGCCAAUGUGACCACCGUGCUCACCCUAAGCGCCCACAAAAUGAAACUAUCCUUUUACAUCACCUCGCAAGGCUAUCGAGUGCAUGUGCAAGAAUGUCAUGGCGAUGAUUCUAGGCAAAAAGAAGCGAAAGACGAUAAAGCGGGCAUAAGAAUCGCCCCAGAAACAGGAUGGUUUUCACUGGAAGAGCUGGACAAAUAUUUACUUAAGAUAAACGUACACGUGUUUCCCGAGGUGGACACUUGCUUCUACACCUCUGGCUGGCAGGCUGGUUCCGCGACCGUUCCCAAACACGAACCAAUGGAGCUGCACAACCUGCGCUGUUUGGGGGCUUUCUGCUUGACGCACAACCUUCAACGGUGCGUGUGGAAUGAGUUCGCCAAUCGACGAACGAGCCUCGUACUCGGCCGCCAGCUGAUUGAAGGGAGACACGAGCCGGAAUUUGAGACCAUCAUGAUAACGCCACUUAAGUCACAGCUAGUUGAAGUGGAAGAGCUGUGCUCGAACACGCUCGAGGAGGUCCUCUUGGCUUUCCAUCCACGUCCCUCGGAGCAAAGUUACAAUGCUGAUUGCUACGGAUUGCUGAAGGAACGCUUGGAGGAACCUUCAAGAAAGGUCCUGGCCAAAACACCGCCCCUGCUGCAGUGGAACGUGAGUCAGCUGCUACAGAGGCUCCGACUGCUCAGCUACUCGUAA
Messenger RNA from Anopheles coustani, 3378 nucleotides. RefSeq lists its product as uncharacterized. Gene Ontology annotation, molecular function: beta-tubulin binding; microtubule binding. Lineage: Eukaryota; Metazoa; Arthropoda; Insecta; Diptera; Culicidae. The transcript is spliced from 7 exons. The record is from RefSeq and is a predicted model, not a curated record. The coding region runs from base 1 to 3378 and encodes 1125 amino acids.